Molecule: messenger RNA, 2292 nt
Organism: Acinonyx jubatus (cheetah)
Lineage: Eukaryota; Metazoa; Chordata; Mammalia; Carnivora; Felidae
Gene: GNA15
Product: G protein subunit alpha 15
Exons: 7
Coding region: 26-1357 (443 amino acids)
Biological process (GO): phospholipase C-activating dopamine receptor signaling pathway; action potential; adenylate cyclase-modulating G protein-coupled receptor signaling pathway
Cellular component (GO): heterotrimeric G-protein complex
Molecular function (GO): guanyl nucleotide binding; G-protein beta/gamma-subunit complex binding; G protein-coupled receptor binding
Source: RefSeq, a predicted model, not a curated record
GGAUGGAGUCCGCCCGUUCUCCAGAAUGAGGAAGGAGGGCCCGGUGGGGCGCUGCGGGGACGCUCACUGCACCCUGUGGUUGGGCCUUUCCUCCCAGCACCCCGCCCUCCCCGGGGGGCACCCGCCCUCAACCAGUUUGGCAGGGCAGGCCGGGUCUGGAGAUGGGCGGGGAGCCCUGAGCCUCCGCGCCUUCCUGGGCGCCUCCUCCCGCCCCCAGCCGCCCGCCGGACACCCAGGCCUCGCCGAGCCGGGUGCCGGGCGCUCGAGGCCCGGGAGUCGGCGUCCCCAGGGGAGACCCCCCAAGAAGGGUGCGCGGCCCCGGUACGCCCGACGGCCGUCCGGGCGGGGAGCCCUCCCCGGGGCGGGGCCAUGCCGCCUGGUGCCCGCUGAGGCCCCCACCAUGGCCCGCUCGCUGACCUGGUGCUGCUGCCCCUGCUGCCUGACCGAGGAUGAGAAGGCGGCGGCCCGGAUCGACCAGGACAUCAACAGGAUCCUGCUGGAGCAGAAGAAGAGGGACCGCGGGGAGCUGAAGCUGCUACUUCUGGGCCCCGGCGAGAGCGGGAAGAGCACGUUCAUCAAGCAGAUGCGCAUCAUCCACGGGGCGGGCUACUCGGAGGAGGAGCGCAAGGGCUUCCGGCCCCUCAUCUACCAGAACAUCUUCGUGUCCAUGCAGGCCAUGAUCGAGGCCAUGGACUGGCUGCAGAUUCCGUUCAGCGGGCCCGAGAGCAGGCACCACGCCAGUCUGGUCAUGAGCCAGGACCCCUACAAAGUGACCACUUUCGAGAAGCGCUGUGCCGUGGCCAUGCAGUGGCUGUGGAGGGACGCCGGCAUCCGGGCCUGUUAUGAGCGUCGCCGGGAGUUUCACCUGCUGGAUUCGGCCGUGUACUACCUGUCCCACCUGGAGCGCAUCACUGAAGAGGACUACAUCCCCACGGCACAGGACGUGCUCCGGAGCCGCAUGCCCACCACCGGCAUCAAUGAGUACUGCUUCUCCGUGCAGAAGACCAACCUGCGGAUCGUGGACGUCGGGGGCCAGAGGUCGGAACGGAAGAAGUGGAUCCACUGCUUUGAGAACGUGAUUGCCCUCAUCUACCUGGCCUCGCUCAGCGAGUAUGACCAGUGUCUGGAGGAGAACAACCAAGAGAACCGGAUGAAGGAGAGCCUGGCCCUGUUCGGCACUAUCCUGGAACUGCCCUGGUUCAAAAGCACGUCCGUCAUCCUCUUCCUCAACAAAACUGACAUCCUAGAAGAGAAGAUCUCCACCUCCCACUUGGCUACCUACUUCCCCAGUUUCCAGGGGGCUGCAGUACUCUGCCGACUUCCGGGUGUCAGUCCUUGCCUGUUCUGUACUGAAUAACGUUUGUGAUUAUAACAGCGGCUAAAGUAUCUAACAUUGCUGGAGGCGCCCUCACGUAUGGACUCAUUUGAUCCUCGUUAAAAAGUCCUGUGCAGUGGAGCUCUUCCUCCUCACCGCUUUAGAGGUGGGGAAACUGAGGUACAGAGAGGGGCAACCACUUGCCAAAAGUCACACGGCCAGCGAGUGGCAGAGGCAGGAUUCGAACCCAGGCUGUCUGGAUCCGGCGCCACCAGCCUUAACCACUGGGUACCCUGCCUGUCUGGAAGAAUCAGAAGAACCUUCUGAUUAUGGAACACAGAGCCCUCCACAUGAUUGCAUUGAAUCCUCACAACUCUGGGAGGCUUGGGACUGUUAGGAUCCCCAUUUUACAAACGGGGAAACUGAGGCUCACAGCGCUAACAUGGACUAACAUAUAAGGCAACCCAACGAGUAAGUAGGAGAACGAGGGCUUGGGUUCUAGAAGCCCUUGCCCACAUUGUGCUUGGGAGAGAGAGAGAGAGAGAGAGAGAGACUGAGCAUGGCAGGUGCCUCACCAGGGUGGCCACCCCUCCCCUUCUCUUGGCCUCGGUUUACCCCUCUGCACCUCUCAGGAAUGUCUUUGUCUGCAGCUCUAGGCUCCUAUCCCCUUAGCUGCAAGCCCAGCCAAGUGAGAGGGUUUCCUUCUUUAACACAGUUCUGCCUAAAGUCCCAGGGCCAAGUCUUAUUGGUCCAUUCCAGGUCAUGUGACUCACCUGAGUCCAUCCUCGAUGAUCCCAUUGGCUGGACCUGAUAGUCACGUGACCCUCUAGAAAAACCAAAGAUGGCGCCGGCCUGCACCAUGGCGCCUGGUUCCUGGGGCGCCUGCAGCCCCGUUGAUGUGCAUGCAUGGAGCAGGGUCUCCAGAUCCCCUCCUUGACCCAGGAGACUCUCCCUCCUGCCCCAUGAGCCCCGUGCCC